Messenger RNA from Amborella trichopoda, 993 nucleotides. The record is from RefSeq and is a predicted model, not a curated record. NCBI's taxonomy places the organism in Eukaryota, Viridiplantae, Streptophyta, Magnoliopsida, Amborellales, Amborellaceae.
CUGCUUUUUAAUCAUCUAGAUCAUUACCUUUUCUGGUUGAGACCUCAAAAUCAUUUCAAUUUCAAUUUUGCAAAUUGUUGGGGUUUGGCAAGUGCAAUGCUUUUGUUGUUUUAUUGUUUUUGCAUUCUCUCUCUGUUAUUUUCCUCUCUUUUUUUCCCUCUCUCUCUCUGUUAUUUUCCCUCUCACUAUCUCUCAGGGCUCCCUGUUUGGCAUUGAUGUCCUGGAUUCUGGUAGCGGUUGUUUUCCAACAAGGGUAUCUCUGUUCUUGGACGUUUAUAUCUCUGUUCUUGGACGUUUAUGUGGCAAUAUAAAAAACUAUGAGGAAAAGAAUAAAAUCAGUAUUAGAGAGGCCAUAUUCUAAAUGGACCAGAGAAGAGAAUAAGUUGUUCGAGCUAGCUUUGGCCGUCGUCGAUGAAGAAAACCCGGAUAGGUGGAGUAAUAUUGCAGCCAUAGUCGGACGGAGAAGUGCAGAGGAGGUCGAGAAACACUAUGCAUUCCUUGUUGAGGAUAUACAGCGUAUUGAGUCUGAUAAAGUACCCAUCCCAGAUUACAUAAUCCCUUUUUCUCAGGAUUCUGUAUAUGCAGAAGUGAUUUUUUGUCAUGUUGAUUUCAGUGGAUUGCUUGGUAUUGGUGAAGAACAGCAGGCGUGAGUUUCCUUGCUCUAUCACUCUAGGAUUAUUGUAGCAUGGCUUUUCCUCUACUUCGUUAAUUUUCUUUUUCUUUUGAUUUUUGAUGGUCAAAAAUAGAUUAUUUGGAGGGUCCAAAAGGUUUAGUUACUGUAGUAGUUCCUGCAAACGGGUUAUGGAAGUAAUUCUAUGAUCUUACUUCUUGUAAAUCUUGAUUUGCAUUUUGUAGGUUUUUAGUAAAUAUAUUUGAGCAUUCUUAUGAAGAGAUCUAGAAGGAUCUCUCUCAUGCUUAUCAGUAUGAAAGAUGACUUGAUGUAAUUCCUCUAGUGGAACUUAAUAUAUAAAUCUUAUUAUGGAUUGACCAUGA